This is a messenger RNA of Elaeis guineensis (African oil palm), 3532 nucleotides long. RefSeq lists its product as uncharacterized. Gene Ontology annotation, cellular component: BAT3 complex. Gene Ontology annotation, molecular function: polyubiquitin modification-dependent protein binding; misfolded protein binding. Gene Ontology annotation, biological process: ERAD pathway. NCBI's taxonomy places the organism in Eukaryota, Viridiplantae, Streptophyta, Magnoliopsida, Arecales, Arecaceae. The record is from RefSeq and is a predicted model, not a curated record.
UGACGCUUCCGAUCGAUCCCUCCUCCGGUUCUGCAAGAUGGCAGAUGAAACUCUCAAUGAGGGUACCAGUUCAAGCCAAUCAACUGGCGAAAGUUCGGAACCUACUAUUGAGAUCAAUAUCAAAACUUUGGAUUCACAGAUCUACACAUUCCGGGUGAACAAAGAUAUGUCAGUGCCGGUGUUAAAGGAGAAGGUAGCUAAUGCGAUUGGCAUUCCUGUGGAGCAGCAGCGGCUGAUAUUUAGGGGAAAAGUUUUGAAGGAUAAUCAUCUCCUUUCUGAAUACCAUCUGGAAGAUGGACAUACACUGCAUUUGGUUGUCAGACAGCCGGUCCAGGCACAACCUACUUCUGGGGUACCAUCUGAUAGUGCUCACAGUGGUGGAAACCAAGGAAAUGAUUCUACUGGCAAUGCACCUCGUAACAGGGCUGGACAAAUUUCGCACAGUGUUGUUCUCGGGACUGUCAAUGUUUCUGACCAAGGGGAAGGGAUGGUUACUGAUAUUAGCCGGCUUAUCGGGGCAGUUCUGCAUUCUUUGGGAGCGGGGAUCCUGUCUCCUGCUGCUGGAGGAGCUGGCAACACCUCAUCUGCUGCUGUCCCUCCAGGUCCUGAUACAGAAGGAAUGCAAAAUAAUAGUGGCAGAAGCCAACCUGGCAACCCAGCACCACCAGGAUUUACCGUUCUCAAUCAUCCAUUUCAAAUACCACAAUUUUCACCAGGAGGGGCACUCUCACGACAGAGGGUUAUUCCUGAUUCUUUGACAACCCUCUCGGAUUUCAUAAGCCGCAUGGAACUUGUAUUGCAAAACGGUGGUUCUCAGUUGUCUGCACCUACCAACGCUCGUGAUCCGCAAAGAUCUGAUGACCCAUCUUUGAACUUGAGAGGAUUACUUACUCCUGAGAUGUUGGGUUUGGUUGUUGAGCGAGCACAGCAACUUCUUAGCGGCAAUGCAUCAAGUGCACUUUCUCAAUUUGCGGCAAAUCUGGAAAGAGGGAGAAGUUCUACUGAUCCAUUAGUGCGGAGUCAGAUUCAGACUGAAGCAAUGCAUGUAGGAGCAUCAAUGCAGCAUUUAGGUUCUAUGCUUUUGGAGCUUGGUCGUACCAUGAUGACGCUUCGUAUGGGCCAAUCCCCAGCUGAGUCUUUUGUGAAUGCUGGACCAGCAGUAUAUAUAUCUUCAACUGGACCAAAUCCUAUAAUGGUUCAGCCUUUUCCUCAACAGAUGAGCUCCUUUCCAGCUGUUUUUUCACCCCCUUCAGUUGGAGUUUCAGGUCCAUUUGGUGUUGGAGAUCCUUCCAGAAACAUUAACAUCCAUAUUCAUGCUGGGACUUCUGUCGCACCUGGUGUAUCAUCUGCUGGUACCAGGGCAAGUUCCGAGGGCAUUAAUGGAGGACGUCAAGGUGUGGAACCAGCAAGCCAAAAUGGGAAUGGUUCAGGUGAUUCAGCUUCGGUGCGAGGAUUGCCAGCAAGAACAGUUGUUGCUGCUAUUCCAGCACGUUCUUCUGCUGAGACUGCGAGCCAUGUCCUCAGUGUUAUUUACCCAGUUCAUGUGAGGUCUCAGGCAUCAGUCUCUAUUCCUUUAGCCUCCUCUCAAGGGACGCAUCCGUCCAUGAGUGGUGGAACACAACCCAAUGCAGCAAUUGUCACUCCCCAGCCUUCUCCAGAAUCUGCUAGUAUACCAGCUGUUGUAGCACAAGCAGCUGCACGUGUUGCCACUGCAUCUGGUCAAGAUUCCUCAUCUCCAAGUUUGCAAUCUACUGAUGCUCAAGGUUUUCAACCAUCUAUAAGUAGUGGAGUACAACCUAUUACAGCUAGUCCAUUUUCACAGACGUCUUCAGAAACAGAUACCAUUGCUAGGCUUGUUACACAGAUAAGUACACAGAUAACUAAUGCACUUUCUGGCAGUGCCCAAGGAAACAACUCAUCAUCUUUCAGCAUGCAACAUAUUAACACAACACCUGCAACAGAAGGACCUCAACUAGGUGAAUCAGGUGCUUCGUCGGCAAACAUAGGUGAUGCUAAUGAGAGUUGUCCAGCUAACAGUGUUCAAGACGCAGGAGAUUGUGACAAUAGUGGUUCUGUUGAAUCACAAGUUUCUGAUAUUGGCAUGACAAAAGGUGAAGGGAAGCAGCUCCAACAAGAAGGCCAUGAUCUUCCUGACAUUGUGGGAUCUGGUGGAAGCUUGGCCAUCCAGAAACCAUCAACUAGUAACAGUGCAGGAGGCCUCACAAUCUGCCAACCUUGUGAUGCUCCAUCGAGUAAAUCGGUGGAUAAAUCUUCAGAGCAAACUUCAGAGUCUUCUGCAACUAUGCAUGCUUCAAGGUCAAGUCAGGACGUUGAGAGUGGUAGGCCUGCUCCCUUGGGUCUAGGGCUUGGAGGUUUGCAACCUACCAAGAGGCGGAGUAGGCCAACAAAGCCUACAAAGAAAGAUGGAAUAUCCUGUGGCACACCUUCAGCCGAUCAGAAUCAGCAAUCUAUUGCCAGGGGCCAACAAGUUCUGCAUUCUCUUGCUUCUCAGGGCUCUGAUACAAGCAGAGUAAAUGCAAAUGGUCCCAUGUCAAGUGUCCUUGGUCAGAUGAUGGAUAGCAUGCCUUUGGGAGGGCAAGGUGCUAGGCAGCAAGUAGAUGCUGGCAACAUGAUGUCUCAUGUCCUUCAGAGCCCUGCUUUUAGCAGUCUCCUGACUAGUGUAGCUGAGCGGUCUGGGGUUGGUUCCCCUUCAGAUUUUAGAAGCAUGUUGGAGAUGUGUACUCAGAGCCCUGUGAUUAGAAAUACAUUGAAUGACAUUGUACAACAGGUGGACGGACAUGGCCAAGAUCUUGGAGACAUGCUUUCAGGGUUAGGGAGGGGCCAAGGUGGAAUUGACUUUUCAAGAAUGAUUCAACAAAUGUUGCCUGCUGUAUCACAAGCUCUUGGCAGGGGGUCAACACUCUCGACGCCUGCUAAUGGUGUUGGAUCUGAACCUCGGCGUAGUGGCGGUAGGACUGUUGGAGAUCAUAUGCUGGACAGCCGAAAUUCUCAGAUUGAUCUCCAUCAAGCUCGUGAAAGAAUUGAAGAGCAUGAUUCUGCUGAAAAUAUCUUCCGUGCUGUGCUUGAAAGUGCGGGCAAUCUGUUUGAUGGAGAGGACAAUUAUGAAGCCCUUGUUGAAGAACUUGGCAAUAAUGUGGAGUUCAUCAAGGAGUACAUGGAGAUGUUGCGCCGUAGCAUCCGUCAGAGGCUAGAAAGAGAGUCCAGAUCAGAGUCUUGAGUUGCAUUCCACGUGCUCGGUGAACCACUUCUUUGCGUGGACUUGGUGUAAGUGAAAACCUGCAGUUCCAUGUCGUCAACCUGCCAUUGAUGGUAACAGUACGUGCGACAUCCUAUUUGUUCUGUCGUGGGUUCAAUCUUUUCGGACAAAUCCUAAGGUGCGGAGAUCUUUGCUGGUGGUGUGCAUGAUGCAAAGUUUGUACCAUUUCAAAACUGUAACAAAUAAUUAUUCUCGUUUGAGAUGGUUACAUGAAACUAUCAGGGUUAUUUAAUGUUUACUUCUUUAUUCUGUGUA